This is a messenger RNA of Corythoichthys intestinalis (scribbled pipefish), 11290 nucleotides long. Its product is annotated as serine/threonine-protein kinase TAO3-like. Gene Ontology annotation, molecular function: protein serine/threonine kinase activity. The record is from RefSeq and is a predicted model, not a curated record. Gene Ontology annotation, biological process: protein phosphorylation; regulation of cytoskeleton organization. Lineage: Eukaryota; Metazoa; Chordata; Actinopteri; Syngnathiformes; Syngnathidae. Gene Ontology annotation, cellular component: cytoplasm. The transcript is spliced from 8 exons. The coding region runs from base 792 to 2108 and encodes 438 amino acids.
GAGGGAGAAGAAGAGAUGAAUAGAAGGCACGAGAAGCGCCUACCAUGACCAAGUGCGCUGUAAAUGUAGGACACACAUCCGAGCUUCCGAGCGGCGUCAAAUCGGGACGCUUGGGCAUCAUGUUCGGACUCGCAUCUCCUCACCGGGCCGCCGCCGUCACCCAGCCGAGCACGGCGACCGUCGCCCGGGGAAAGCCUUCUCGCUCUCUGGUGCCACUAAAUUACAUCACAUCUUUGCGCGAUUAUCAAUGGUAGGCAUUGCGUAAUUGCCACCCCCUCCCCCUUCUUCGUUUUUUUUAUGAUUCUUUUUAAAAAUCUGUCCCGCAUUGUGGAGAAUCGGCUCGCAGCGGUGCUUUGUUUCGCGCUCAUUCGCUCGAGGAUGCCCUUUCCCCGGCCAAAAAGGACUCGCAGCCCGCGUUGAGCGGAGCUGCAGGAUGCGCGUGAGGCCGGCGGCGGACGUGUGCUGCAUUCACGGACGUGGGACACAACGACAGCUGGCCCGCUGCGGGGAUCGGCCCUGUAACCACCUCGACCAGCAGAACCGCGACGGCGGCUUCUCCUCGGCUACUUCUCCCUCCUCCGCGCCGCAGGAGCAUGCUGCCGGCGUGACGAAGGGAUGAGGCCGCGUACGGGCACUCCAGCGGGCCACAGCUGCGGCCUUCUUCUCACCACAGCCGGCGGCGGCGACGACGCUGCGAGACCCGCGAACGCACCACCGUCACCCUCACAUCAGCAUCUUUGGUCAUCGGGUAGAUCCAGGAGCAUGAUCAGAACUUUGAGCUGCGGGAGCAGAUGUCUGGGUACAAGCGCAUGCGGCGGCAGCACCAGAAGCAGCUGAUCGCCUUGGAGAACAGGCUGAAGGCCGAGAUGGACGAGCACAGGCUGAGGCUGCACAAGGAGUUGGAGACACAGACCAACAACACAUACUUGGAACUGGAGAGGCUAGCCAAGCGUCACGUAGCUCAGACCGACAAAGAGAUGAAGUCGUUGGCCGCGGAGGAGAAGCGGAUCCAGCAGCAGAUCUUGGCUCAACAAAAGAAGGAACUGACGUCGCUUUUGGAGAGCCAGAAGAAAGAGUACAGACUCUGCAAGGAUAAAAUCAAAGAGGAGAUGAGUGAGGACCCGUGCACCCCCAAAGAGGAGAAGCAGGAGCGUCUGUCCCGGCACAAGGAGACGGUUCAACGCUCGCAGGCCGAGGACGAAGCCCACCUGCUGGCCACGCAGAGGCUGGUCUAUGAGCGCAGCUGCCGGGCGCUCAAACGCAGGAGUCUGCUCCGGAAGCACGACUUUGAACAGGAGCAACUCCGAGAAGAGCUGAACAAGAAGCUGAGCCAGAAGGAGAUGGAGCAGGCGCUAAUGAUCCGGCAGGAUGAGGGCACGCAGGACUUGGAGCAGCGGCAGCUUCACGUGCUCCACAAACUCCGCGCCGAGCUCAUGCGGAUGCAGCACCGCACCGAGCUGGACAACCAGGACGAGUACAACGACCGCAGGCGGCGCGAACUCGCUCGCAAGCACGCGCUGGAGCACAGGCAGCAGCCCAGAGACCUCAAGACGGUGGAACUGCAGAUCAAGAAGCAGUUCCAGGACACGUGUAAGGUUCAGAACAAGCAGUACAAAGCUCUUCGCAACCACCAGCUGGAGGUGUCACCCAAAGGGGAGCACAAGUGUCUCCUGAAGGGGUUGAAGGAGGAACAGACCCGCAAGCUGGCCGUGUUGGCCGAGCAGUACGAGCACUCAAUCAACCAGAUGAUGGCCUCGCAAGCGAUGAAGCUGGAGGCCGAGCAGGAGUCCGAAUGCGAGGCCCUGAAGCGGCAGCUGAAGCAAGAGAUGGAGCUCCUGGACGCCUACCAAAGGAAGAGCAGCUCUCAGAUGGAGAGCCAGCACGAACGAGAGCUGCAGAAACUCCAGCAGAAGGUCUCCAUUCGUAGGGCCCACCUGGAGCAGAAGAUGGAGGAGGAGCUAUCGGCCCUGCACAAGGAUCGCAGCGAGAGGAUUAAAACUCUGUUGGAGCGUCAGGAGCGUGAGAUUUUGUCCUUCGACAGCGAAACUCGCAUCCUCGGCUUCGGAAGUCUGGGAUCUCUGGAUUUGUUUCCCAAAGACGACAGAUGAAAGUGGACCGGCGGCCGGCCAACUUUUCCUACAUUUCCUUUGGCGGAUAUGGCAGUGGUGGAGAACUCCUUUCCAGGCAGCAAAACGCCACAAUCCGGACGGGUCCUCUCACUCUUGUUGUUGGGAUUCCUCCUUCUCUCGAUUUUUGGUAUGACGUGAAUAAUUCAGGAAAUUUUUUGCUAAAAUGGGCACUUUGAUAUGUUUCAGUACAACUCCAUCUCGCGUGUGUGUAGGUGUGUGUGUGCGUGUGUGUUAUAGCAGGGGUGGGCUAACUCCAUUUUUUAACUCAUUGGCUGCCAUUGACAGUGAUGGAUGUCCAAUCCAUUUCAUCUGGGAGGGAUGGCAGUGAUGAAAUGCUUUUUAGAAUGAUAUAGCAAAUGAUUUAUAUAGUGGUAAACCAGAAAUUUUACUCAAAUACGAGUAGCGUUACUUCAAAAUAAUAUUACUCAAGCCAUCCCAAAAAAUUACUUAAGUAAGAGUAAAAAAAUAUUUUGUGCAAAGAAUACUCACGUAAUGAGUAACUGCUUGCAAUGUCUAAUUUUCUUAUUUUUUUCAAACAAUAUUUUCCUUCGCACAACGACAUCUAUAUGAACUAAGGAGGCAGCUAUCGAUUAUUUAAACAAUUAAUUCAUCAAUUAGUUACUUCCAAUAAUAGAGUAAUCUGAUUCGGAACAAUUAAUGCGUUGCAGAAUAAAUUUCAGGAGAUGUAAAACAAAUACUUGCUAAGAUUGCACUUUCAAAAGAGCGUUAAAUGCAAAUGCAAGUUUUUUUUUAUUCAAAUUUCAUUCAUUUCACAAGAUCAAAAAAUAAAAAAUGUAAAAAUAAAUUAAAAUACCUGAGUUAAGGCUCAAAUGGGAUAUAAAAACUAAUAAAUGAGGAUGGAAGUAUAACAAAAGAACAAGUGGCUAACUUGGAUAGCAAGAGUCAGCUAGCAUAAAUGCUAUAAAUGCUAACUUUUUUUUUUUUUCCAAUGCCCAUAACAAAUCGUUCAAACACAUAUGCCUCCCCCCCAAAAAAAUGCUAAAUAUAGUGGAUGAGGCUAACGUCCGCCUGGCGUAAACAGAGUUCUUCUGGCGAAAAAUAUCGUGAAUAACUGCUAAAAUCCAAGAAUUCUUCAUAGAUAUGGACGUAAAACGGUCUCGAUUCUUGGUUAAAAGCAAAGAAACCGUGCAGUUAGCGUUUAUUUUACGUAUAUUGUCGAAGUACAAUGCUACUCUGUUAGCGAAUUAGGCUCAUGGCAGCCUGGCGUAAACAGAGCUUUUCUGGUGAAAAUUCUUGUGAAUAAAUGCUUAAAUCCCCGAAUUCUUCAUAGAUAUGGACGUAAAACUGUCUCGAUUCUUGGUUAAAAGCAAAGAAACCGUGCAGUUAGCGUUUAUUUUACGUAUAUUGUCUAAGUACAAUGCUACUCUGUUAGCGAAUGAGGCAAGAGGCCGCCUGACGUAAACAGAGCUUUUCUGGUGAAAAUUCUUGUCAAUAAAUGCUUAAAUCCCUGAAUUCUUCAUAAAUAUGGACGUAAAAAAGUUUCGAUUCUUGGUUAAAAGCAAAGAAGCCAUGCAGUUAGCGUUUAUUUUAUGUAUAUUGUCUAAGUACAAUGCUACUCUGUUAGCGAAUGAGGCUAGCGGCCACCUGGCGUAAACAGAGCUUUUCUGGUGAAAAUUCUUGUGAAUAAAUGCUUGUAUCACUUCAUUGAUAUAGACGUAAAACAGUCUCGAUUCUUGGUUAAAAGCAAAGAAACCAUGCAGUUAGCAUUUAUUUUACGUAUAUUGUCGAAGUACAAUGCUACUCUGUUAGGGAAUGAGGCUAGAGGCCGCCUGGCGUAAACAGAGCUCUUCUGGCGAAAAAUAUUGUGAAUAAAUGCUAAAAUCCACAAAUUCUUCAUCGAUAUGGACGUAAAACAGUCUCGAUUCUUGGUUAAAAGCAGAGAAAUCAUGCAGUUAGCGUUUUUUUUACGUAUAUUGUCGAAGUACAAUGCUACUUUGUUAUCGAAUGAGGCUAGCGGCCGCCUGGUGUAAACAGAGCUUUUGUGGCGAAAAUUCUUUUGAAUAAAUGCUUAAAUCCCCGAAUUCUUCAUAGAUCUGUACGUAAAACAGUCUCGAUUCUUGGUUAAAAGCAAAAAAACGUGCAGGUAGAAUUUAUUUUGCAUAAAUAUUGCUAACUAUGAGGCGAGUCAAAAUUAGCCGCCUCCAUGUGUAAACAAAGAAGAAAAUUCCUGCGAAUAAAUGCUUCAGUCACGAAUGCAUGGUACGAAAAUGAUAAUACCGUAUUUACCUUGAAUCCUCAACAAAUCACUCCUGAGACAAUCCUUCCUGUUUGUAUGCGGUACAGCUUUCGUAGUUAUCUAAAUAUCCAAGCUUAAAUCCGACAUGAGUGUGUGCCGUCUUCGGUCAUUACCGUAUUGGCCCGAAUAUAAGACGGUGUUUUUUGCAUUGAAAUAAGACUGAAAAAGAGGGGGUCGUCUUAUAUUCGCCGUCUAGACAUUAUACCCAUUCACAACGCUAGAUGGCGCCAGAUAUCAUUGAAGUGAUGUUCUGUCAUGACAGAUCUCAGCUUCUCUACCCAUUCACGAUGCUAGAUGUCGCCAGAUAUCACUGAAACGAUGUUCUGUCAUGACAGAUCUGAGCUACUCGCAAGUUUAAUCAGUUUGCAUUAUUUUAUUGCAAUGUUUUUCCUUAUUCAGAUUUGAUUCAAGCCUACAGUUACAGUUAGACUUCACUUUGAUGGUUAAUGCAGUUAUUGCAAUUUUGUUGUUUCAUCACAAUAGAUUGGUUUGUUUACAUUUCAAAAACCAGAAGCCAUUCAUUAACGAAUGUGAUUGCACUUUAGUUUACGUAUUUAAAUGUUCAGAUAUUAAGAUUUGAAUAAUGCAAAAUAACAUGCUUUUUCUCUCAAAUAUAUUGUUAUAAUCAUUUGUUUCGGAUGUACUGUAAUUAUUUUCUGUAUAAAAAUUAAUUUGGUGUUCAAAAAGUAUUUUUUCAAACUUGAGACUUGAAAAAGAGGGGGUCGUCUUAUAUUCGGGCCAAUACGGUACUAAAUGAAGCUCAGCCCCCUCUGAUAAGACGUUACGCAAAGAAUGACGAAGUGUCACGUCAAUAGGUUAUGAAGUCUAUGAUUUGACAUAAUACAAAACACGUAGUUAACUCACUUCCUCGUCGGUCCAAUGGUCCCACAGUUGUCGGACUUGUUUUGGCCAUUCUCCACACUUUUUGAAACCCAGAAAGGCUCACACGCCUCUCCCUGGUGCAGCAACAAAAGCCUGCAGCACAUUGGGCUCGCGUAAUGCGAAAAAUAAGCAAAUUAAUUCGCACCAGACAGUUUAAUUUUUUUUUUUUUUUCGUCAAUGUCCUUUUAGGGGCUCCUUAGGCACUCAUUUGAAUACGAUGAAAUUUAAAAAAAAAAGGACAACAAAUAUAUUAUCAUUAUUAUAUUUCUAUUAAUUUAUUCAUUUUAGUUUUACUAUUAUUGUUUUUAUUUACAUUUUCGUAAUAUAAAAUUUAUUUAAAAAAACAGCAUAAAUCAUAUUAAAAAAUACACUAAUAUUUUAUAAUUCAGACCAAAUCACAUUUUGGGUCACACAGGCUGCACUAAAUUACCAAAAAUAGUCACGUUUAAAAUAAAAAUAAUAAAAUAAAUGAUUUAAUCUUUUCAAUCACCCUUUCAUCCAUUUGUAUUAUUUGACCUUAUUGCUGAAACGUUUCGGCCCUUGUGUUGUAAAACCAAUAUGUGGCCCUUGAGCACAAAAGUUUGCCCACCCCUGAGCGUAGACGGACAGUGUUGAAUGUGAUCUUCGGACCCCCGCCGACUCUCAAAGGCGGCGGUCUUCUACUUUUAGCUGCUUUUUUCUUCAGUUUUUCUUUUAGGGAAACGUGAACGGGUGUCACGGCUCCUGUCAUUGCAUGCACUUUAUUAGGGACACAUGACGCAUGGCUGUCUUUGUAAAUAAAGUGGUCAUCUGCAUUUUAGGUUGCAACCCGACGAGGUACCAUAGGUUCGCACAUGCCUUUCAGUUCUCGUGCCUUUUUUUUUUUUUUUUUUUUUUUUUUUUUUUUAAAGUUGAAUUUUCAUCAUUUUUUUUAUUUGCUCAUCAAACUUGUUGUACAUGACCAAUGGUGAGAAUUGUGCUGUUUUUUUAUAUGAAUAUUUGUACUUGCGCAUAUAGUUAGAACAUGUUCAUGCACAGCAGUCUAUUUAUUCAAAUGCCAGGGCGUACAAGUUUUGGGGGAUUUCUAUAAUAAUAGUUGGGAGAUUGUUGAUCAUAAAAAUGGACGUAUUUAGACACACACACAUACAUGCGCGGGAUAUUUUGUGGAUUAUUCACUAGGGUUGCUUAAAUCAUUGACGGUGAUAGACGUCCAAUCUGUUUGUACUGGAGGGGCUGGGUCUGGAGCUGCAAUUUAUGGGGGUCUAUCAUCGUCCAUGGCACUGAGAGAGUUAAGUAUGAUUAGGGGUUUUACCAGUUGGAUGCUUUUCAUGGAAAUCAUUUUUUUUUAAACCUUGUGGUUUCUCCCAAAAUGAUUUGAAAAUGUAUUUGAUUAUUUAUUUUUACGAAAUAAUAAAAAAAGUUUAAAUAUAUGGCGGAAAACACAGACAAGACUGAAAAAGCAGUUUCUGCUCUUGCACUCCUCUUUAAAAGAAACUGCUGUAUUUUAAGCUAAAACAACUCUUGUGUUUGAUAGAACAAUAUGUCAUGUAUAUAUAGCAGAUUCAUGGCACAUUAAGUCCCCGAACUAUUUUUAAUUUGUCCGUUUUACCCUGAAAACCCCCGUUUACAGACGUCGCGCAACCGCUUUUGUUUCAAAAAGAACACAAAGGUAAUUAAUGAUAUUUAUUAUUCAAAAUGUCUGUCGUUUUUAGCUUAGAAUCAUUCAUUGAUGUCUCAUAUUUCGUUUAAAAAAAAAUAAAAACGACUUGAAAAAUUAUUCACUCGCAUAUUUUAAACUUUUAAACAAAUGACGUCAGAAUGAAAAAAAUGGCGUCUGUAAAAAAGUCACGGAUAGCUACAGUAUAUAAAUAUAAAUAUAUAUAUAUAUAUGUAUGUAUGUGUGUAUACACAUAUUAGGGCUGUCAAAAUUAUCGCGUUAACGGGCGGUAAUUAAUUUUUAAAAUUAAUCACGUUAAAAUAUUUGAUGCAAUUAACGCACAUGCCCCGCUCAAACAGAUUAAAAUGACAGCACAGUGCAAUGCCAACUUGUUACUUGUGUUUUUUGGAGUUCUGUCGCCCUCUGCUGGUGCUUGGGUGCGACUCAUUUUAUGGUCUUAAGCACCACCACACUUAAUUAUUGACAUCAACAAUGGCGGGCUACUAGUUUAUUUUUUAUUGGAAAUUUUACAAAUGUUAUUAAAACGAAAACAUUAAGAGGGGUUUUAAAAUAAAAUUUCUAUAACUUGUACUUACAUUUAUCUUUUAAGAACUACAAGUCUUUCUAUCCAUGGAUCGCUUUAACAGAAUGUUAAUCAUGUUAAUGCCAUCUUGUUGAUUUAUUGUUAUAAUAAACAAAUACAGUACUUAUGUACCAUAUGUUGAAUGGACAUAUCCAUCUUGUGUCUCAUCUUUCCAUUCCAACAAUAAUUUACAGAAAAAUAUGGCAUAUUUUAUAGAUGGUUUGAAUUGCGAUUAAUUGCGAUUAAUUACGAUUAGCUAAUUUUUAAGCUGUAAUUAACUCGAUUAAAAAUUUUAAUCGUUUGACAGCCCUAAUAUAUGUAUAUACACAUAUAUGCAAAUAUAUAUAAAAUGUGUUUAGCUGUGGCGACCCAAGAGAGAUGGAUGGAUUGAAUUUAAUUGUGUAUUUGUCCUUCUUAUUCUGAUGAAAGCAGAUGAAACCUGUGAAAAGAAAUUUUCAUUAAAAGAUCAUAAGAUUUUUUGAGGAAAAUAGAAACUUACAUUUUUAAAAAUGACUACUUUAUAGCCCCGCCCCGAAAAAAGAAUCUACUUUUCAUAGAGCUGUUUUCUACACACUCAUUGAAAUAUUUACAAAACUCGAAAUUUGGGAAAAUUAUUCUAACAUUGCAAAAAAAAUUGUGGGAAUCACAAUUCUUACAAUUGAAUUUUCCAUUCACCUAAUUAUUCAUGAUGUAGUAUUUGGGGCAAAGAAAGAACAAAUAGGACUUUGAGGUUAAAGUCAUAUUCUGUCACGGCUGUGUUGUUUUAGCAAAUACGGCUGCUUUUGCUCCUGAAAACGAAAUUUUUAAAAAUGCAAAAAUAUUUUCAAAUAUCCUUUUUAUUUUUAAAAUGUUCCUGUAUUGAUUGAAAUAAUAAGGAGCCCUUAAAGGGACAUCGACAGAAAUAAAAUAAAUUUAAACAAUCUGGUGUGCACCAAAUUGUUUCUAGUGCGCACCAGAAACUAUCUGGUAAACAUGAGCAUUAUAUGGCAUUUAAGCUAGCGGACUUUUAGCCAAUUGCAAGUUAACCAAAUGUGUUAAACAUUAGCAUUAUAAAGCACUUGAGCUAGCAUUUAAGUUAGCCAAUUGCAAAAAUGCAACAAUUGGCUAACUCACAUAGCAUAAGUCCGCAAGCUUAAAUGCUAUAUAAUGCUAAUGUCAACAACAAUUGGCUAAUUUGCAUUGUAAAAGUCCGCUAGCUUAAAUGCUAUAUAAUGGUAUUGUUUACAACAACUGGCUAACUUGCACAGCCAAAGUCCGCUAGCUUAAAUGCUAUAUAAUGGUAAUGUUUACAACAACUGGCUAACUUGCAUAGCAAAAGUCCGCUAGCUUAAAUGCUACAUAAUGGUAAUGUUUACCAGAUUGUUUCUAGUGUGCACCAGAAACUAUAUGGUAAAGAUUAGCAUUAUAUAGCAUUCAAGCUAGCAUUUAAAUCAGCCAAUUGCAAAAAUGCAACAAUUGUCUAACUCAUAUAGAAAAAAUCCGCUAGCUUAAAUGCUAUAUUAUGGUAAUGUUUCCAAACAACUGGUUAACUUACAUAGCAAAAGUCCAAUAGCUUAAAUGCUACAUAAUGCUAAUACUUUACCAGAUAGUUUCUGGUACACACUAGAAACAAUGUAGUGCACACUAGAAACAAUCUGGUACGUACCAGAUUGUUUAAAUUUAUUUUAUUUCUGUCAAUGUCCCUUUAUAGGGGCUCCAUAAAAUCAUGAACAAUACCAUUUGAAUGACAAUAAAAAAAAAAAACCCUUUAAAAUUCCUUCUAUUUUAGAUAAAGAAAUACGUUUUAAAAUGUCAAAACUGAGCAAAGUGUAUCCAAAUCGAUAUUUUCAUCUAAUUUUGACUCAAUUUUUUUCCCAUGAAAAGUUUCCAUUUGGAAAGUUGCAACCCUAGAAGUUCCAAAAAGCGGAAAAGUUCUGCAUGAAAGGUGACCUAUUGUAAGGGUCUCAUGGCCACAAUAUUUGCCAUAUUGUUCAUUGAACAGGUUGCACAAUUUCCAUUUUGGACCAAAUGGAAGAAACAAUUGUUUGGUGCUUCAUUUCUUACACCAAUUUUAGCCUUGACGACCGCCCCACACUCAACAACACACUGAUAAAACCACAAUAGCCCACACAAUAAUAUCUUUCUUUAAGAAAAAAACAAAAAUGUAAAAAACAGGGGGGAAAAUUGCCACUUAGAACUACAGUGGGCUAACUCCAUUUUGAAGAGGAACAUUUUAGAACUGCAGUCAUAUUUAAUAUAUACUAUAUUGGUUAAACAAAUGAAAAUGAUGACUACUUUUCGAUUUAUGGUGACAAAAAUUGAGGCUUUUCUCUAAUAUUGACACAAAAACAUUUUGGACUUUCGGGAUGAUGGUUAUGGAUGUUAAGAAUUUCAUUCAUUUCAUCUUUACAUAGAGCAUUGAAGUUCCCUUGAAAGUAAAGCUGGAAUUAAAUUGUUUGUUGAGCGCAAUAAUGGGCUAUGUCCAAACAUGACUUGUGGACGUCUAUGUUGCUUUAAAGGAAAAAAAAAUGUUUUGUGCAAUAGUGCAAAACAUCCUUUGCAUUUUUAUUCUGUCACCAUUAUCAUUUACUGUAAAUCCUUUGGUUUUAUGGAAGGAAAACAAGUCAAAUGGUAUUUGAGAAAAUAUUUCAGUGCAAUAGUGGUCCACGUCCCAAAAAAGGGGGUAAAAAAAAGAGAAGGACAGUGUGGCUAGGUUCAUACUGCAGGCUUUAAUGCGCAAUCCGAUUUUUUUGUGUUUUUCCGACUCCAGUGAGGUAUUAAUUUGACUGAACGGGAAAAUUCACAUAAAAGUGGAACAUUUCAAAUCCAAUCUAGGUCACUUCUGUUUGUGGUUGAAAUCCGAUCUGGGCCAUAUUUUUUUUGCCAUGUGGCAAAAUUGAUUUUGCCAUGUGGCAUUUUUGGGGGGGGUGUAUAUGACAUUUUGGGGGGUGUAUUGCAGUUCUGCAGGCCAUGCACGUCCAUGACACUGACAGCCCUGCACGUCCAAAUUUUCCAUUCAUGGUCAAAAAUCACAGCCAUUUCUGCCAUUUAAAAUGAAUGGAAAAUUUGGACGUGCAUAGCCAUCAAUGACCUGAAAAAAAUGCCAUACUCCACCCUCCCCCCUCAAAAAAAAAAUCCAUAUGGCAAAAUCAAUUUUGCCACAUGGCAAAAAAAUGCCACAUGGGAAAGAAAAAAUGCCACAUGGCAAAAUCCAUUUUGCCACGUGGCAAAAAAAAAAUCCUCAUGACAAAAAAAAAAAAAAAAACAUGGCAAAAUCCAUUUUAACCUCAUGGCAGAAAAAUGCCACAUGGCAAAAUAAAGUGCCAGAUGGGGAAAAAAAUUGCACAUGGCAAAAUCAAUUUUGCCACAUGGCAAAAAAAAAUGCCACAUGGCAAAUAAAAAAUGCCACAUGGCAAAAUCAAUUUUGCCACAUGGCAAAAAAAUGCCACAUGGCAAAAAAAAAAAAAAAAUCCACAUGACAAAAAAAUGCCACAUGUCAAAAUCAAUUUUGCCACAUGGCAAAAUCAAUUUUGUCACAUGGCAAAGAAAAAAUGCCACACGGCAAAGAAAAAAUGCCACAUGGCGAAAUCAAUUUUGCCACAUGGCAAAAAAAAAAAUGCCACACGGCAAAGAAAAAAUGCCACAUGGCGAAAUCAAUUUUGCCACAUGGCAAAAAAAAUGCCACAUGGCAAAGAAAAAAUGCCACAUGGCAAAAUCCAUUUUGCCACACGGCAAAAAAAAGUGCCACAAGGGAAAAAAUGCCACAUGUCAAAAUCAAUUUUGCUUCAUGGCAAGAAAUAAAAUGCCACAUGGCAAAGAAAAAA